CUCAUGUAGGGGGCAGCAGCGCGCAGCAUGAGCACAGUUAAUGAUAGCGAAGAAGAAUUCAGUGGAAACGGAAGUAAAGGUUUCCUGUGCCCUUGUGACAGACAGCGGACUGUAGACGGACGAUGAGCAUGUACAGACAAUUUUAUGCGCUUCAGCAGGUGGCGCGGCGGAGCAUCUCCAGCUCCGUCCGGCGGCAGGUUGAGAACAAAGUGCCCCAGAAACAGAAGGUGUUCCAGGAGGAUAACGGUAUGCCCGUUCAUUUAAAGGGAGGCAGUGGCGACGCCCUGCUCUACAGGACAACAAUGGCACUCACUGUCCUGGGUGUUGGAUAUGUGCUGUUUGAGCUGGUGAAGGCAUCCUUCCCUCAGAAGAAAUAACUUCUCUGCUUCAGCUGUUUACUUCCACUUUCCAAAAAACCGGCCAGCUGUUCUAUAUUGUGUAAGAAGAUGAAAAUACUCCGUCUGUGCCGGACCGCGUUUCAUGUCGUGGUGCGAUUCUAUUUUGGUGUUCAUUGGAUCACUAUUUAUUUCUCGUAGUCUCUGGUGACCUGAGGAUCAAUAAAGAAAUGCCUCUCAUGACCAAGAA
This is a messenger RNA of Oreochromis niloticus (Nile tilapia), 585 nucleotides long. It is a transcript of the gene cox7a2b, whose product is annotated as cytochrome c oxidase subunit 7A2b. Gene Ontology annotation, biological process: regulation of oxidative phosphorylation; mitochondrial respirasome assembly; mitochondrial electron transport, cytochrome c to oxygen. Bases 123 to 377 code for a protein of 84 amino acids. Gene Ontology annotation, cellular component: respiratory chain complex IV. The record is from RefSeq and is a predicted model, not a curated record. The transcript has 4 exons. Lineage: Eukaryota; Metazoa; Chordata; Actinopteri; Cichliformes; Cichlidae.